This is a messenger RNA of Amoebophrya sp. A25, 2627 nucleotides long. The record is from the annotation of a GenBank genome assembly. Lineage: Eukaryota; Dinophyceae; Syndiniales; Amoebophryaceae.
CUUCAAAGUAUCUAAAAAAAGUUGGCAUUGAUAAAGUCCUACUACUGCUUCUGGAUCAUAGACAGAUCAAAUAUACAACAAGAAUGCCCGAGACAAUCGGCCUCUCGUCGAGCUCCGUUAGCGGAUAUAAAAACGCUGCAGAAAAAUACAGUGUGCCACGGAGUAGUUUUGCUGGAGCGGGGCAGCUGGAAGCGGGGCUCUGUCUAAACGCAGGUCCAGGUGUUAGUAUCGCCCCCGGAGGUUCAGGGCUCUGUCUAAACGCAGGUCCAGGUGUUAGUAUCGCCAGUAUAGGUUCUUCACCUCAAUUGUUGUCGCGCAAUCCACCUAGCGAUUUUUUGACGCCAGCAGAGGUGGGAGGAACUAGUUCUACAGAGGUGGGAGAUGAUGGCGCAGUGGUGGAAACGACAACGACUCGUAGACGGCCAACUGCAGGCUGUGAUGGCGUCAUGUGCUUUUUGGGUUGUCUGAUGGCAGUGCCUGGAGUGAAGCAUACUAUCGUGAACAAGGUGGCGUUUUUUCCGCCAAGACCAGCAGGAUACUUCAUGAAGCGGGAAGCGAGUACUAUCAUUAAGUCUUGAAAACAAUAGCUGUACUCGAAAACUGAAAAUAUGCGAGUUACUGAGUGAAGUAAAAGAGUCUUGACUCCAUUCCUCUUCUUUCAGUAUCUCCCUUAUUUUAAGUAGUUACUCGCUUGUUUCAGUUAUUGUUGAAUAUAUUCAUCAUCAUCAAAAUCAAUACGUUUCAAAUCCAUUCUUGAUGGCAUGAAACAGAAAUAUAAAGAUUGAAAUGUUCAUCUGAAUCUGAAUCUUGUUUAUAAUCCUCAGAAGACCACCAGGUACUAGACUAUAUCUUCCAUCCCACCCCACAUACUACAGGCACCUCAUCAUCCGGCGGGCCUUUCACCGAGAAAGUUGUUUUGGGUAUCACAUCAAAGAUUGGAGUGCCGAUUUUAGAGCCUUUGCCUGACCUGCGGAACUUUGGAAUAGAAGUGGAGCAUCUAAAACUCUCUACUGUGACUGGGAAUUGCAUACAUGGGUUCUAUUUUAAGUUACGACAGAUGGACAAAAGAACUCGAUAAAGUGAAAGCUAGACAGUAGAUGCACUAAAAGAAGAGCGGGCCAUACCGUCAUGACAACAUGUUUUGCUUCAUCCUUCGUUGAAAAUCGACGUCAAGACUGACAGCGCUAAUGCUCAAAGCUGCGGCGAAGAAAACAGUGAUCUUCUCGCAUGGCAAUUCUACGGAUAUUGGCCUGAUGUUCUUCCAUCUCAAGGAUAUCGCUUACAAAUGCGACGUCAGCGUGCUCGCUUACGACUACUCUGGUUACGGGCUCUCAACCGGAGAGCCCAGUGAGCGAGCCCUUUACAGCGACAUCCAGGCUGUUUACUACCAUCUAGCGGAGGAACGGCGAAUCUCUCCGAGAGAUAUCGUGCUGUAUGGGCAGUCGGUCGGUUCAGCACCCACGAUUGAUCUUGCAAGUCAGCUGUCGCAUGCAGUUGGAGGAGUAAUCCUGCACAGCGCGAUCAAGUCCGGACUCUCAGUCAUCUACGCCCAAGCGCAGAGUUCACCUUGGUACGACGUCUUCCAGAACGUUAACAAGAUCAAGGUAAGGCAAGAGCUUAAAAAUAGCUUAUUUGAACCUCUAGUAAGUAUAAUAUACAUCCGAAGUCGCAUGAAUUCACUGGAGAAUCUCUUAAAAACUGUCUGAAGUGGCGUCUGAAGUACGUGUCAUCAAAAAUCUUACACUUCAAUGAAUCUUCUAUAGUUCAAAUACGCCUCUCAGCACUUCCUUCCUCUAACCACUGACGUCGAAUGUCCUGUCUUCUGUAUUCAUGGUACGGAUGACCAAGAAGUGCCUAUCGACCAUGGCAAAGCGUUGUUUGAGGCAUGUAGACGACCAGCGACACCAUGGUGGGUCUAUCAUGGUGGGCACAAUGACAUCGAAGUCGUGUGGCGUGCAUCCUUUUUUACGAAAGUACGACAGUUUUUGGAGAACUUGGAGUGAAGGUUGGAGUACAUUCUUCAUGGGUUAUAUUGUUGGGAUAGUUUAUACCAAGGUUCUGAUGUUGUGGAGGUAUUCAUUCAGACAUAGGAAUAAUGGUUUUCGUCUUCGUGUCCUCUAGUUUUUAAAACUCUGAGGAAAUACGAAAGAAAAUUUUCCGGUUGAAGGCUGCGCAUGAAGGCUGCGCUUGUUGAGGACAGAGAAUUCCAUCUGGAGGCACGUCCUCUCCCGCGGGGAAUUCACAAAUCUUCACAUGUUGCGGGAGCCUCCUGUCUUCGUCUUCAUGUGACGGAGACUAUUGUUCGCGUAUCAACUCUUCUAUUGCGGUUGUGACAGCAAAAAAAAGUCUUGAUUUUCUGGUAAGUAUGGAGGUCAGAGUCUUUGUUUAAAAUCGGUUGUGACGAUCUUUUCUGUACUAUCUAAGAAUGCUGCUCUUUUUCCAGUUGAGCUUGGUGGCUCUGUUCAGCCAGAUAGAGGGGGGGAGAGAGAGGAAGCAAACUCAAAGUGGUACUCUAUUGAUGAACAUGAAGAACGGCAUAUAGGCAUAGCCUGGAGACUUGAAGCAUUCCCCAUGUUGUGAGGCUAAUGACUUUUUUGCAAGGAACGAAUUACAAACUAAUACAUCCC